Molecule: messenger RNA, 3168 nt
Organism: Manihot esculenta (cassava)
Lineage: Eukaryota; Viridiplantae; Streptophyta; Magnoliopsida; Malpighiales; Euphorbiaceae
Product: transcription initiation factor TFIID subunit 12b
Exons: 8
Coding region: 230-2140 (636 amino acids)
Biological process (GO): RNA polymerase II preinitiation complex assembly; DNA-templated transcription initiation
Cellular component (GO): transcription factor TFIID complex; SAGA complex; SLIK (SAGA-like) complex
Molecular function (GO): DNA binding; TBP-class protein binding; protein heterodimerization activity
Source: RefSeq, a predicted model, not a curated record
CCUUGAGCGACCUCACUAUCGCACGUGCGACCCCGCCUCUAAUCCACGUACGUGUACGGCCAAGUAUCCCUCGUCCCUUUCCUUCAACACCUCUGUUUCUCUUCUCUUCCAGUCUAUCCUUUAUACCUGUGAAUGGAAACGGAGAAUCUUAAAUUUGGUUGCAACUUCGAUUAGCGAAACCCAAUUCACCCAACAACAAUGAAUUAACAACCUCCAAAAUUUACUCAUAAUGGCAGAACCGGUGGCUUCUUCCGCUAAACCCAUCCCUUCUCCAAAUCCGAUGGACCCAUCGCCACAACCUCCUCAACCGCAACCACAAUCACAACCACCGCCGACGGCGUUAACAAACUCGAACUCCAACACCACAGCUCUAACACCACCACAACCACAAACACCCACAAAUAGCCUGCCAAAUUUACCUCAAAAUCCACCAAUUGCAUCUCCUUCUAUUGACUCGAAAAUUUCAUCUCCUCCUCUUUCCUCUCAACAGCAAUCGAUUGUACAGCAGCAACAGCAACAACCGCAGCAGCAAUUGCAACAACAGAAUGUCCCAGCCAUGUCGAGCUAUCAAAUUCCACAGGCCCUUCAAAGAUCUCCUUCUAUGUCUCGUUUAAGCCAAAUUAAUCAACAGCAACAGCAGCAGAAUCAAUACGGUGGCGUCUUGAGGCAGCAACAACAACAACAACAAGGGUUAUAUGGGCAAGUAAAUUUUAGUGGGUUGAGUUCAAUUCAACAGAAUUUGCAGCAGAAUUCGCAGAAUCAGCAAAUGAAUGGCACCAACUUGUCUCGGUCUGCACUCCUAGGGCAGAGUGGGCACCUCCUGACUGGGGCAGCCGCUCAGUUGAACUUGUUGGCCUCGCCAAGGCAAAAGGCUGGGUUAGCCCAAGGAUCUCAAUUCCAUGCUGUUAAUUCUCCCGGUCAGCCUUUGCAAGGAAUGCAAGCUAUGGGAAUGAUGGGUUCACUUGGAUUGACCUCACAACUAAGGUCUAAUGGUGCUCUUAAUUAUGCUCAGCAAAGGAUGAAUGCAGGACCAAUGAGACAGCAACUGGCGCAACAAAAUACACUCACCUCUUCUCAGGUUCAAAACCUAUCAAGGGCAUCAUCACUGACAUUUGUGAAUCCUCAGCUCGCUAGCCUGGCACAGAAUGCACAACCAGCUAUGAUGCAAAACGCUUUGUCACAGCAGCAGUGGUUGAAGCAAAUGUCAGCAAUUUCUGGUCCAGCCUCACCCCUCCGUCUUCAACAGCACCAGAGGCAAUCGCAGGUUCUUUUGCAGCAGCAAUUGGCUUCAUCUUCUCAGUUGCACCAGACUUCAAUGGCAUUAAAUCCACAGCAAUUAACCCAGCUGGUGCAGCAGCAGCCACCAAUGGGGCACCAACAACCUUAUCAGCAGCAGCAGCAACAGCUGCAACCACAGCAGCAGAUGCAACAACAGCAGCAGCAGCUAUUACAACAGCAACAGCAACCACAGCAACAAUUACAACCACAAUUACCCAUAAAUCAGCAGCAGCAACAACAAUCUCCAAGGCUGCAAGGACCCAUAGGCCAGAAAUCUCUUAGUUUGACAGGAUCACAGCCAGAUGCAACAGCAUCUGGCACAACUACACCAGGGGGAAGUUCAAGCCAAGGAACAGAAGCAACUAACCAGCUACUUGGGAAGAGAAAGAUACAGGACUUGGUUUCGCAGGUAGAUUCACGGGGAAAGCUAGAUCCUGAAGUUGAAGAUCUUCUUUUGGAGAUUGCUGAUGACUUCAUUGAUUCUGUGACUGCUUUUGCUUGCAGUUUGGCCAAGCACCGAAAAUCUUCAGUUUUAGAGUCCAAGGAUUUAUUGCUGCACUUAGAGAAGAAUUGGCAUCUGACAAUUCCUGGAUUUUCAACUGAAGAUAGAAACUUCCAGAGGAAACCUUUAUCAAGUGAUCUCCACAAGAAGCGUCUUGAUAUGAUUCAUGCAUUGAGGGAGUCCUCACACUCAGAAACAAGUAAUAAUAACAAUAAUAAUAUUACUAAAGAGAUGAUGAGACAAGGGCCUGGCCAUGGCAAUCCAGUUGUUACUAACAACCUAAGACCGUCACCUAGUUCAGAGCAGCUAGUUUCACAAUCAACCAGUUCUCAGAUGCUGCAGCAGAUCACACGAUUUUAAUGGAUAUAUUUCUAAUUUCUGAUACCAUCUCCAUUCUGAUCAAGUAUAACAUAAACCUUUGUUGGUAAGCAUUUAAGCUUUCGUAUAAUGGAUGUUUCUCCCUAUGCCCCUCCCCUCACAGACACACACAUUCAAAAAGAUACAAAGAAAAAGAAUUGACUUAGCCAUAGUAGGUUCGUUUGAUGUGAAUGAAAUAUGAAUAUUCUCCCUUGAAACAGGACUUAGCUGCUGUCUACACUUAUGAUAUUUUCUUUGAUUGUAUGAACUGAAUGUUUAAAGUUUCCAAUUAUUUUCUCAAAUCUGAAUCCUGAAAAUGUGGUUUGAAAGAGGAUGAAAAUUUACAUGAUGUUGCAUUACAAAAUAGUUGUGGUUACUGAUGUCCUUAUUACAAGUUACAACUAAAAACAGAUGAAAGAGAGAAUCAACUACGGAACUUGUGAUCUGCUUUUUAGGAAUUUGUAGUCAUAUCUAAUAAAUAGUUUGGAUUGAUCUGGAGACUGCUUCAGUGUGGAAAGGUAAUUCUGCAAUGGCACAUAUCCAGCACAUUCCUUUAUCAGAGAUAUAUGUCAAGGAGUUGGGUGAUGGGUGAUGGAUUACUCAAUGCAGGUUUUCUAUGAGAUCUGAUGACUAAUAAUGUAACAGAGAUCUGGAAAAUUUUGAUGAAUAACAAUAUAUUGUUAGAAAUGAGGUGAACGCGGGGUGAUUACAUAUUGAGGUGAUUGUUAGGGAUUGAAGCCCUAACUGUUCCCAUCAAUCUUCUUCUACUUUAACAGUUCCUUUUACUUUCUCCAGACUUGUGGAACAGAAUAUAACUACCUUCUAACUACCACUUUCUUUUUAUACCUAGGCCUACAUGUAACUGUGAUGUAUUUUGAGAAUGCAUCCGUGGAUCAAUGUUGAAUUGGUCAAUAAUCUAUUUGGAAUACUAUCCCAUAGAACUUGUAUAUUGUUUUUAGUGAACUAACUGGAUAGCUUUGGCGUAGAAAAUGCAUUGAAAAGUGUUUUUGGAUAUUAAUUUGUUGUUAUUA